Molecule: messenger RNA, 1497 nt
Organism: Stylonychia lemnae
Lineage: Eukaryota; Ciliophora; Spirotrichea; Sporadotrichida; Oxytrichidae
Source: the annotation of a GenBank genome assembly
AUGAUUCAAAACUAAGAUAAAUUGGCUAUCAAUUUAUACGCAAUUACAUUCGAUCCUCAGGACACUGAAUGCUUCAACAAAUUAACUGAAUUCUUCAGCUUUAAAACUUUAAGAUACAUAGACUCAAACUUUGAAUCGAAGCUCGAAAAUAUGAGGGAUGAAAUUCGAUUACAAAUGGUGAAGGAAAAAAAAGUGUAGUUGAUUGUAGUAUUGAAUGAGCUGUAUUCUGUACAGCAAAUUUAAAAGAUCUACAGUCUGUUUUAAUAUAAGGAUUUACAGUACAUUAUUGCUUAGAGGAAGUCAUCAAAGCUACUUGAAGUGAAUUUUCUAGAAAAUUUGCAUACCCAGAGCUAAGAAGAGGUGGCCUAAAAUUUAAUGGAUUAAUAUAGCAUAAAUUCUGAUCUAUUCUAGAUUAUCAAUACAAACUUGGACACAUAGGGAGAUAGCUUUAAGUUUUCCGCUGAUGAAAUUCAGUUAGAUGAGAUAAGCUUUUCUUAAAAGUUAAAACUAGUUGAAAGAAAGCACUUCUAAAGUUUGGGAUAGAAAUAUGGAUCUCCGCCUAAAAAAAGAUUAUUGGCAAGGUUCAGCAAUAAGAUUAUACUGGAUCACUAAUUAUUCGACUCCUCAAUAGAAUUGAGCAGCUCACAAAUAAGCGAGCUUGAGAAUCUGAGCGAAGUUUCAAACAGCUUUCAUAUUGAUGACACCAUUUGGUGUAUUGUUGAUAAUAACAACUUAAUGCUAGUAGACUCAUCUUAAGCAAAUAAAUUAAUAUCAGUUGCUCAAGUUCUUCACCCAAUAAAGUCGAUAGAAUUCGUUAAGCAAGACAGUGUGCUCAUUGUAUUUUAAAACUUUGGAAUAAUCACUACAUUCAAAUUAAAGGAGAAAUAGAAUAAAACUAUACAAAGUAUUUUAUGCAUGAGCCCUAAGAAGUCAAACAAGUAUCUGAUGACUAAACCACCUAAGAGCCUAGAGUAAAUAGAAUAAUUCAGAGUUAAGGAAGUGUUUAAUUGCACGAGCAAACUAUCUGAGCAGGAAAUACUUAUUGGAACUAGCAAAGGACUUCAUAUUUAUAGAUAUGAUAAGAAACAGAUGAGCCCAGAGACUUUUGAAAUGCUUAGGAAUCAAUAAGUCUUAUAAAUAGUCUAAAGUGAAAACUUAGAAUAUCUGAUUAUAACUAGGACCUCGAAAGGUUACUAACUUAAUUAAGUGAACAUUGACAGAGAAACUACAAAGAUCAUUUAUCAAUUUGACUGUUUUACAGAUACUGAAUUCAAAGCCCUGAUUCCAAUUAAGCAUGGAUAUUUAAUUCAAGAUUCAGAGAGAGUGGUUUUAAUCGACUAAAACGGAUCAGUAGUAGAUGUGUUAGUUCUAAGAGAAAAGGAAAAUGACAGAGAUACUAUAUCCUCAAAAAUGGUAGAAGUGUUCAAUAUGAUUGACUUGAGACCAGAAUACUUGUUUGUGCUUAAUGAUAGUAUCUGCGAAAUAGUUCUAGUUUGA